AUGCGACUUCAGUACACCACCCUGCAGUGUUCGUUUACUGCACUCAUCGGUGCGAUUUUCCCUCUCGUCGUCGCUAGCGACUCGAUUGUUCAUGCCACAAACUCAAUACCGGAUGGCUCCAAGACGGAGGACAGCCCGAACUUUCGCGGGGCGGUGAUGGGCGAUGGAGGGUCGCCGCUCGCGCUGGAUUCGUUUAAUGGGCUGGAGAUCCGAGAUGGUACCACAGAGGACGGGGAGCUGAAUGAACUAGAGCUAGUGCGCCGGUACCCCGCUGACGCCAAGCCCCUGGGGAACAACCAGUUCCAGGAGAGCAACAUUCAUCUCGGGGAUGUCCACUGGUGGUACAUGCCCAAGAAAGAAGUGCAUGGCAAGAAAGGAAUCCCGACAACCGGGCUUCCUGCGUAUCUGGAUCCCGACAAUUUGGGCGACUCUGGUCAUGAAUUACGGAAACGCGACGAGUCGUCGAAAAAGACGACAACGGUCUACCUGUCGCUAACGACCUGCAGCAAGCCUUCUACCAAGCAUAACCACCACGACCAAGAUCUACCCCGGCAGCUGGAUGUCUAUGUAUCGACAUCUGAAAAGGUUCAGAAGCCAGGACCAGGUAAUGACGAUCAAAUUCAGACCAUGACCAGAGCCAGACACGGGUACGCGGGAUUCACGGUAGAAGCCGACCGCGAUGUUUUUAUCGGGGUUGCUGCUCCGAACUCGACCAGUCAUUCUGGGUCCUACAAGUACCAGAUUGCGGCUUCCAUUGACGCUUUCUUCCAUAGCGUGGUCGAAGAUGAAUCGUUGUUGUAUUUUGUCGACGCGGACGUCUCAGCGGCCCUGCUGGUGACCAACAACCUGACGCAGUCCGAGCCGAGCUCGGAGAACUACCAGCAGUGGAUGAACAUCACGCCCCCGUACACCAUGUUCGCACACAACAAUUCCAGCUCGACUCUCCGUGGACUGGAACGGUCGUUUUGUGCCCUGAACGAGCUUGCGCAGGUGGGCCAAAACAACCACUCGGUCGAGGUAGGCAUGACGCGCCGGGGACUCGGAAACAAGCCCAAACAGCAGUUCUAUUUGACGGGUCUCAAGUCGAAUUCUUGGUACAGCGGGACUCUGGCCCUGGUGAAUAAUUCGACUAAGCCAUUAAACGGCGUCAUUGGGGGCGGUGGGAGAGUGUGGAAGCCGAUAAAUUUCGCGACCAAGUUUGAGGACAACUGUGCCAUCCUGUUCAAUCUGACAUUUUGCUCGGAGGUUGCCUACGCGGUGCCCGCACGGCCUGACCUUAAAACGGACCACCUCCGGUCCAUCUACGACGACAAUGCGAAGGCGCUGUACAAGAACUUCACUUACUCGCUGCAGCAGGUGCAGUGCAAGACGAACCAGGAGGCGAUGUUUUCGCUAGCAGUCGACUGCGACGACUGCGCCAAUGCGUACAAGCAGUGGCUAUGCAGCGUCAGCAUCCCGCGCUGCGCCGACUUUGGCAACAACAAGCCGUACCUGGCAGUGCGUAACGCCGGCCAGAAAUUUCUCAAUGGGAGCUCGCUGCCGGCGGACAACAAGUACCGGCAGUCUCCCAUAUGGAACCAGUCACGGAACUCUUUGAUCGACACGGAGAUCAAGCCUGGUCCGUACAAGGAGGUCUUGCCAUGUCAGGAUAUUUGUUAUAAUUUGGUCAAGAGCUGUCCAUCAGCCCUGGGAUUCGGCUGUCCGACCGGGUCGUGGCUCAAUGCCUCGUACGGCUACCGCAAUGCCGAAGGCGACAUCACCUGCAGUUAUUUGGGUGCCGCAUACUACCUAAAUCGAGGAUCUCGCGUGCACAGCAUGGGAGGUGGACUCGGGUUGGUGGCGAUGUGGCUAGUCUUAUGGGUGAUGAUAUAG
Messenger RNA from Penicillium alfredii, 1872 nucleotides. Its product is annotated as MID1 family protein. Gene Ontology annotation, molecular function: calcium channel activity. The transcript has 2 exons. Bases 1 to 1872 code for a protein of 623 amino acids. Lineage: Eukaryota; Fungi; Ascomycota; Eurotiomycetes; Eurotiales; Aspergillaceae. The record is from RefSeq and is a predicted model, not a curated record. Gene Ontology annotation, biological process: calcium ion import across plasma membrane.